AACACGAAGUUCAACUACAUUUGAAGAAUAAGAUAGUGACUAAACUUCUCUUUCCAAAUUCACAUUGUUUCUUCAUCCUUUAAUUCAAUUUGAGUUUCAACUUUGAAGACAAUCAUGACCGAUAUUGAAGGAGGAGAUUAUGACAGCACAAACACCAUGGAAGAUGAACUAGAGGACAAGCUUCGUGGGUGGACAAUAGGAGGAAAUUGGGAUGAAGUUGAGAAGCUAUACGAAUCAAAUGUAAAAUUCAGCACAAUAAGCAUAAACAAAAGCAGAGGAACAGCACUCCACGUGGCAGUAAACGACGACAACAUAAAUGUCGUUAGAAGUCUUGUUGGUUCAAUAUUACUUCACAGAAACGCGGUAGCACUUGAAAAGAAGAACGAUAAAGGGGACACACCUUUGCACCUUGCGGCAUCAAGAGGGUUUAAAGAAAUUUGUGAGUGUAUAAUUGGAAAAAAUGGUGAAAGGAAGGAUUUAAUCUACAUUGAUAAUAAUAAUGGAGAGACACCUUUAUUUCUUGCUUCACUUUCUUGGGAAAAACAAACAUUUUUGUAUUUGUUCUCUUUUGAGCGAGUUUAUAAGAUUGACAAUGAUGGUCAAAAGUAUUACUCUUAUUCUAAAGAUCUUAUUAGGAGCAAUGGAGAUAGUAUCCUUCACUGUGCCAUUCGAAGAGAAUUUUUCGAUUUGGCUCUUAUAAUAAUACAUAAAUACCCUGGACUUGGUGCAAUUCCAAACAAAUAUGAUUUCACUCCUCUCAAACUUCUUGCUACAAGGUCCUCAGCAUUCAAAAGCGGAUGCAAGAUGAUAUGGUGGAAGAAGAUUCUAUACCACUGUAUACCAGUGGGAAACCUAAACGUGGAAGAAGCUCUCAAAUAUUAUAGUAUGAAACAAGAUCAAUCAAACUCAAGCACUUCAUGUCCAAAGAACUACAAAACAUGUUGUCUUUUUCUUCGUAAAUGUCAAGAAUAUGCUUAUCCACUUUUAUGCUUCUUUAGACGACUGUUGGUGAUCGUAAAAUUACCAAUUAAUGUUUCCACUACAAAUGCUUCUGAAAAUAAGGUAGAAAAACACAAAGUGUUGCAAGGUCAUCAACAUAUCAAUAUAUCAAUGCCAUCUGAUCGCGAGAUUCUUCCAAAAAACUAUGCUACAUGUCUUUGGUUCCUGAAGUUUGCAUACAUCUAUAUCCUUGGCCUUUCUGGGGUAGGGGUUGAAGAAGUUAGGAAAAUGAAACAAAAACAUAAAUGGUGUAGACAACUAUUGAACUUAUUUAUGGAGAAUCCUUAUGACUCUUACUUGGGAGCUGGCGCUAAACCACCCCGAAAUGUGAGUGGAACUGAUUUCAUAACUUUUUUCAACCCAAAUCAAGGAAAGAAUCAUAGUGAGAAAACAAAGAUUUCUGAAACAUUGAAAAGGGAAACAGCAAUAUUGACUGCAGCAAGAAAUGGCAUAGUUGAAAUAGUGACCGAGCUUAUAACAAAAAUACCAAGUUCCAUCUACGAAGUUAACUUGGAAAAUAAAAAUAUAUUAUUAUUGGCAGUUGAGAACAGAAGGACCAUUGUUGUUGAGUCAUUAAGGAAACAGUUAGAAGAGUGCAAUAAAAAGGCAAUAUUUGAUAACCUAAUCCAAGGGGUGGAUAAUAAAGACAACACAGUAUUACAUUUGGCAGCUACACGAAGUGAUCGAGAUUGGCACAUAUCUGGAGCUGCCUUGCAAAUGAUGUGGCAUAUCAAAUGGUUUCAGUAUACUAAAGGACUAGUCCCAGAGCAUUUCAUAGUUAGAACCAACAAAAUGGACAAAACAGCAGGAGAAAUAUUCAAGAAAUCACAUACACCUCUGGUAAAAAAUGGUAGUGCAUGGCUAAAGGACACAUCAGAAUCUUGCUCUGUAGUUGCAGCACUCCUUGCAGGUGUUUCCUUUGCUACAUCAAGCACUGUACCAGGUGGCAACAAAAGUGACACAGGUGAACCUGCACUGGAAGGAAAGCCUGCAUUUGAUGCAUUUGCUUUGUCAUCAGUAAUUGGUCUUUGCUUCUCUGUCACUGCACUCAUAAUGUUUCUUUCGAUACUCACUUCUCGAAAAGAAGCCAAAGAUUUCAGAAUUGAUUUGCCAAGGAAACUUCUUUUGGGAUUGAGUUCUCUUUUCUUGUCCAUCGUUGCAAUGUUCGCUGCUUUCUGCUCUGGCCAUUUCUUUUUGAUUGACCAAAAAUACAAGCACAUUGUGUUCCUUAUUUAUACAGUCACUUGUUUCCCAGUGACUUUGUAUGCAGUAGCACAACUUCCGCUCUACAUCGAUCUGCUCAGAGGUAUUGUAACCAAAAUUCCAAAGACAAGUGAUAAGGGUGAAGACUUAUAAAGGUGUAUGAUGAAUUGAAAAUGUGUUUAGUUUAUACAAAUAAUAACUAGAGUGACUUGAGUACUACUACCUAUGCUUGUAGCAGUUUAUAUAUUUCUGUCUGAUGUUGGAUUAUGCUUAUUUAAGUAAGAUUCUCAUAUCAUGUGCUCCGUCAAUGCAUAAAGUUGAUAGAUUAUUUAGACAUUUA
Messenger RNA from Cicer arietinum (chickpea), 2542 nucleotides. RefSeq lists its product as uncharacterized. Gene Ontology annotation, molecular function: protein binding. NCBI's taxonomy places the organism in Eukaryota, Viridiplantae, Streptophyta, Magnoliopsida, Fabales, Fabaceae. The record is from RefSeq and is a predicted model, not a curated record. Gene Ontology annotation, cellular component: membrane.